UAUGUAUAUGUCUUAAAAACAAAUAUUUUUUUAAUUUGUGAAAAGCAAGCUUUGUAAAUUUUGUUCACAUCUAAAUCAGCUGCCAAUUUAUUAGAGUGCUUCUCGCGGUAGUCGUUAUCACGCUCAUCGUCACAACCAACGUUCGCAGUCCUUAAAUCGCGGUCAAGCGCUUUCACAGGCAGAUGUAAGCGGAAUGUGGUGACAUCGGGGUGCCUCAGGUAAAGCUGCUGGAGGUCAGGGUGGUUGUGCCAGCUGCGCCAUGGGUAACAAGUUGAGCUGYUCCUGUGCGCCAUUGAUGCGCAAGGCGUACCGUUACGAGGACUCACCAUGGCAGACAUCACGUCGACGUGACGGACAUUUAUUAAGUUCAUUCAGGUUGUGGGCUGAGGUAUUUCAUGUUUCGGCUAGCGGUGCCGGUACCGUUAAAUGGCAGCAAGUAUCUGAAGAUUUGGUUCCUGUUAAUAUAACCUGCAUCCAGGAUUCACCAGAAUGCGUAUUUCAUAUAACGGCAUACAAUAGUCAGGUGGACAAAAUACUGGACGUACGACUUGUGCAGCCAGGCACACGCAUUGGUCAAGCAUCAGAAUGCUUUGUUUACUGGAAGGAUCCGAUGACCAAUGAUACAUGGGGUCUCAAUUUCACUUCACCGAUUGAUGCAAAGCAAUUCCGUGAAUGUUGUUGCGACGUUUUACAGUCGCCUUCUUUCAAAUUUUCACGAAAGGCCUCGUCGAGUUACUCGCUGAAAUUGGACCCGCCCGGCAAGGGAAAGAUCAAGGCCAAGCGAAAGCCGUUGAGCACACCGGCCUCGCCGUCGCGCGUACGCAGCGAACCGCAAUGCACCUGUAUGUCGGCCGAACAAUACGCACGCCUACGGACCGAUCCACGUGUACGAGGUUCAUCCACUUUGCCACGCUCCGUAGGCUCUCGCAUAACCGAUGUCGAUGUCGGUGGACAACAGAAGGUGAUGGCGAACGCCACCAGCAGCACAUCAUUGUAUGAUAAUGUAGCCGGCAGUGGCGGUGUAGGCACACAAUCUAUGAAUGCCGUUGGCUGCUGUCUCUUAUACACAUCUAGAUGUGUAUAA
This is a messenger RNA of Bactrocera latifrons, 1084 nucleotides long. Its product is annotated as protein still life, isoform SIF type 1-like. Gene Ontology annotation, molecular function: guanyl-nucleotide exchange factor activity. NCBI's taxonomy places the organism in Eukaryota, Metazoa, Arthropoda, Insecta, Diptera, Tephritidae. The transcript has 7 exons. Bases 260 to 1084 code for a protein of 274 amino acids. The record is from RefSeq and is a predicted model, not a curated record. Gene Ontology annotation, biological process: positive regulation of axonogenesis; activation of GTPase activity; small GTPase-mediated signal transduction. Gene Ontology annotation, cellular component: synapse; membrane.